Sphaerodactylus townsendi is the source of this 4260-nucleotide messenger RNA. It is a transcript of the gene CTNNBIP1, whose product is annotated as catenin beta interacting protein 1. Gene Ontology annotation, biological process: negative regulation of Wnt signaling pathway. Gene Ontology annotation, cellular component: cytosol; nucleus; beta-catenin destruction complex. Lineage: Eukaryota; Metazoa; Chordata; Lepidosauria; Squamata; Sphaerodactylidae. The coding region runs from base 544 to 789 and encodes 81 amino acids. The transcript has 6 exons. Gene Ontology annotation, molecular function: beta-catenin binding. The record is from RefSeq and is a predicted model, not a curated record.
GCCGGCCAUAAGAGGCGACCCGUGGCCACGCCCACUCCUCCCCUCAGCGCUGACCUGAGCCGCCGCCUGAGGCGAACUCCGCUGGCCGCCUCUCAGCGGCCUCGGCGGAGAAGGCGGCGGCGGCGGCAGUGGUUCCCUCCCACCCGGAGUCGCCCAGGCGCCUCCUCCGCUCCCUCCCUCGGUCGCCGCCGCUGUGAGUCACGACGACGGAGGGAGGAGGCAGAGGCGAACCAGGCAGAAAGAGGAGCGGUCGCCUCCCCGCACGGUGCUCUGAGGGGAGAGGCGCGCGCGCAAAAAAUACCCGCCCGCCCGCCUGACGACCCUUCAGGGUGGCUUCUUGCAGUGUUUCCAAACCAAGAAUUGAUCAGAGCUGAGCAUUUGACUGAAUUUUUCCUGAGCAUAAAGAAUCAGGUGGUCCCUACAUGCUUUGCCAGCAGCCCAAAUCACAUCUUUGAUUUCUUCUUUCUGGCUAUUCCAACUUGAACGUUCUCCUAGUCCGAGUUUACCAGGGAAGCAGGAGCCUCUGGAACUGGGAGGAGGGGAAUGAACCGUGAGGCUGUCCCCGGGAAGAGUCCGGAGGAGAUGUAUAUUCAGCAGAAAGUGAGAGUCCUGCUUAUGCUUAGGAAGAUGGGAUCAAAUUUAACUGCCAGUGAAGAGGAAUUUUUGCGAACGUACGCAGGGGUAGUAAAUAGCCAACUUAGCCAGCUCCCUCAGCAUUCUAUUGAUCAGGGUGCUGAGGAUGGGGUGAUGGCAUUUUCCAGAUCGGAGACGGAAGACCGAAGGCAAUAACAAUGUCUCACCAGUACGGAGAUGGAGUGGGGAAAACAAGGCUCGCGGAGAUCAAGGAAGAUGGCGGGACACUCAUGAGUUCCUUUGCCCUCUCCUGAUUUUUCCCCUCAUGAUAGCCUUCCCUUCUCCCCCAAUUUGGUUUCUUGUUGCCCAGCUGUCUGAAUGCAUCUCAUAGCAGUCUGUCCUCUAUGCCCUGCUGGUGGCUCAGCUGGGCGGUGUUAAUUGAGGGUAACUCCAGGAAUGCAUUUGUGAUUGGCUCAGAAAAGGUGGACUCUGAUUGGAUAAAAGGAAGAAAACGUGACCAGUGGAAACACUCCUCACCCCCCACCCCUCAUCCUGCCUGAUUGUUUUUAAUUUUGUGUUUUUAAGCAUUGUUGCAGACAUUCUUCUCCUCAAAGCCUCCAAGCGUUAGUGCUUAUGUGGGUCAUAUUUGUGUGUUUUCGGAGAGUGGCUUCUCUGUGUGAAACUGGAAAUGGACCGAUUGCUGGUGCAAAAUGAGUGGCUUGCAGGUGUUUUGCCAAAAUCCAUGUUUUCCUUGCAAAAAUGCUGGGGGUGGGGAAGGGAGGGUGGGUGAACACGAGUUAUUGCUUCACAUUUAUUGUCAUGGGGAAUGUUUUUGCCAUAUUUAUUACAUGCUUACGUACCUUUGUUUAUUGGCCUAAUUGACUUCCUAUUGGCUGUAGUGUCUCUAACUGGCUUCUCUGCGCUAGUCUGCUCUGAAGCCAUCAGCUCUAUUUGAGGAUUCUGUGCAGGAAAGCAUGUUGGUUUUCUCAAGUCUUUCUCAGCAGGAGGAGAUAUUCACAGAAGCUGCACAGCUUCAUCGAGUGCUGUGAAAACAAGCCUCUGAUGGAAACAAAGUUGGCUUCAUGGCAGCGUGCAUGAGGCCUGCAUACGCUGUAGGACUAACAAGUGACCCAGAUCUGCGUGACAUCUGCGUGCACAAACAACCCUGUACAGAUUGUAUCACUUUAACAUGGGUUACCGCUGGCCUGUGAAUCCAUUGACAGGAUAUUUCCUAUAGUGUUUGGCCAGAGCCUGCCUUGAUUAGCAAAGUGGAAUUGCUCUGGCCCUUGAUGGGGCUUUCUUUUCUGUUGUCAUCAAUCCCACUGGAGUCACGAGGUUAUCCACUCGAUGGAUCCAGCCACAGGUACUGCAAGUGACCCAUCCUUUCCUUAUUUCUGAUGAGAAGGUCCCCAAAGAGCAGUGUUUUGAAUCAGAUGUACUGAACUUGCCAGGAAGUGGCACUUUAACUCUCCUGAACCACCAGAUGCUGCUGCCUAAAUCCAAGUGUUUCCUUUUCUGUUACGUGCCAUGAUUUUCUCAGUACUUCCAGGAAGGCCGCUGCUGUGGGUUUCAUUGAAAAGGUAUUCUGGAAAAUGUUUAACUAGAAACCCUUUUGUCCUGUUCCUGUGUCUUUGGGACGGCAGUUGUUAUCUAGAGGCUUAAGCAUGUGGCUGUGAUGAACACAACCAUUUUGCAGGGCCUGUAACUGUGAGGGUUCAGGUGCUGUUUCUGUGUGCGUGUGAAAGAGAGAAAUGUUGCCCUGAAUGAAUAAACAUUGUCUAACUGCAACAGCUGCAACCCUGUUGCCAAAAAAAAAGUUCCUGAGUUUCAGUUUGCGGCUUUUUAUGAAAUUCGCAGUGGGGAAAAUAAUCCUUGAUUGGGGCUGGUAAUGAGGUUCCAGUUUAAAUGAAAGCAGCAAUAAAUGCAGUUCAUCCCUUUCAGUUUAAGCUUUAUUCCCUCUUCCUUUCCCCCCUUGUAACAGGGUGUUUAUUUACUGACUUAUUUUCUAUAUAUUUAUUACCAGCCCAUCACCAAAGUCCCUGGGCAGGGUUCCCAAGAUGGAUUCCCUUAAUCAUGUGUUCCUGUUACAGGAAAUUCUCAAUUUUUCAACAUUCCAAAUGCACUGUUGUUGGGAAAAAUGUUUUUCCAUGAUGAAACUCCUGUUGCAAUAGCUGAUGAAGUCUGGAUUGCGCCUGUGUCAAUAUGAGAGGCAUUAACUGGCUAGUUCCUAUGAUAUGAUCACUUGAAAUGAAGGAUAGCUUUCUUCCCUCUGUUCCUUCAAGAACUUUUUGGGGAUGGACUUUUCCCUCACCUUUUUAUCCUGCUUUUCCUCUGAGAGCAUGGUGUACAUGGUUCUCCCCUUAGCUUUGUACUCAUAAAACCUCUCUGUGGUACGUCAGGCGGAGAGAGUGUGACUAGCCCAUGGUCACUAGUAGAGCUUCAUGGCUGAGGAGAGUUUUGAACCUGCAUUCUCCCCAGUUGUCUUGUGACACUUGAUGGAUAAUUAUUUCUUGCUCCAGAUGGGAUAAUUAUUUCUUGCUUCCUCAGGACUGGGUGCUCAUGGCUGCUUAUUUAAGCUAAAAUGGACUUUUUCUUCCUGAUUUGAGGAAAACACUCCUUCAAUAUGCUCAGAUGUUUUUAUCUUCUUUUACCUGAUCCUUUUUAACUGGUGAUGUGUGGAAUUGAACUUAUGAACAUUCGCUUUCAAAAGAGAUGCUGUAGUACUCGGGUUCUGCCUCCUUUGUUAUGAGAAUCAGUGCUAAAGUUCCUGGGAUCCUACAAAAUGUAGAAGUUCACAUUAGAUUGUUUCCAUUCGUACUCCUGUUGUUGUGCUCACAGAGAGCUAAACAUCCCUUGUGGGAUGAAGGGAAAGGAAAGUUCUUGUUGUGAUAGAUGUGCAAAGACCUGCUCACAAAAGCAGCUGCCUAGUGAUGGGUGUUCACAUGCAGAUGUGACCCAGAUCUUGUGACUUCUCUGCCAUUGGUACAAAUACACCAGGGGUGACUGUACAAUACUUGUCCCAGGUUAAAAUGUUGGUACAUCUAGCUCCACACAAUCUGAUCUGAUUUUGGUUUUCCCAGUUGGAGAUGCUGCUAGCCACUACAAAGCACAUGGAUGUUGGAUUCCUUUGUUUCAAGGGCCAGAUAAGACAUAAAUAUGACCUGGUCAGGCUGGGACCUGGCAGGAGGUGGGGGUAGCUGCCUCAGCUGGCCCCAGAACAGCACUGGCGGGGAUAUGCAUGAUUUUCACUUCCUCCGUUUCAUUCUCUCAUCAACCCUGCAAUUUAAGGUACACAGACACUGGUGAGUUUAACUGGCCUAAGGUCAGUUAAACUAAGGAGCUUUGGGACCGAGUGAGCAUUUGAAACUGGGUUUCUGUGGCUCUUACAGCUUCAGAAGAGCUGGGUCAAUGUACCAUCACAUUGGUAUUGGGGUGGGGGAGGAAUUAAGAUUCCAGCAGCGGAACCAGCAGGACUGUCUCUUAAUAGAAUGGAUACCAGCACAGAGGAGAGAUGGGGCAGGGGGCUCUUUGUGAAAUGAAGUAGCAGCUGGGCUUCACUACUGACUCUGUAUUUGUAAUCCAGUUCCCGCUUGGUGGGCAGCCGCUUAAUUGAGGGUGUCGAAAAAGUGGCCUGGCGCACCUGAUGAAAUAAAGAACUGGGAUUUAAGCUUAUUUUGUCCUUUCCCA